This is a messenger RNA of Musa acuminata subsp. malaccensis (wild Malaysian banana), 3228 nucleotides long. Its product is annotated as phosphoenolpyruvate carboxylase 2. Gene Ontology annotation, cellular component: cytosol; chloroplast; apoplast. The record is from RefSeq and is a predicted model, not a curated record. Lineage: Eukaryota; Viridiplantae; Streptophyta; Magnoliopsida; Zingiberales; Musaceae. Gene Ontology annotation, molecular function: phosphoenolpyruvate carboxylase activity. Gene Ontology annotation, biological process: leaf development; tricarboxylic acid cycle; carbon fixation.
CCUCAUCUAGAGAAGUGAUCUGGGGCUUGGAGGCGGCUUUCUCGUACUCCUCGCCUUGUUGGUUUAGAGAUCAUCUAUAAAUCUAUUCAUAUAUAUUUUGACUCAGAGGGAGAAGGGGUUUUGGUAGAUCGGUAGUGGAAAUGUCUCGCUUGGAAAAGAUGGCAUCCAUUGAUGCCCACAUGAGGCUUCUUGCCCCCGGGAAGGUAUCCGAGGACGACAAGCUGAUCGAGUAUGAUGCCCUCCUCUUGGAUCGGUUCCUCGACAUCCUUCAGGAUCUCCACGGCGAGGAGAUCAGAGAAACGGUUCAAGAAUUAUAUGAGCUAUCUGCUGAAUAUGAAGGCAAUCAUGAACCUGAGAAGCUAGAGGAACUGGGGAAUGUUCUGACUAGUUUGGAUCCAGGUGACACAAUCGUGGUCUCCAAGUCAUUCUCACACAUGCUUAACUUGGCCAACUUGGCUGAGGAGGUGCAGAUUGCCUAUCGAAGACGGAUCAAGCUAAAAAAAGGAGAUUUUGCUGAUGAAAAUUCUGCAAUUACUGAAUCGGACAUAGAAGAAACACUUAAGCGUCUUGUUACACAGCUGAAGAAGUCCAAAGAAGAAGUUUUUGAUGCUCUGAAGAACCAGACAAUUGAUCUUGUUUUCACUGCACAUCCAACUCAGUCAGUCAGAAGAUCCUUGCUUCAGAAGCAUGGAAGGAUAAGGAAUUGUUUGACUCAGUUGUAUGCCAAAGAUAUUACUCCUGACGACAAGCAGGAGCUUGAUGAGUCGCUUCAGAGAGAGAUUCAAGCUGCCUUCAGAACUGAUGAAAUCCGAAGAACUCCUCCAACUCCUCAAGAUGAAAUGCGGGCUGGGAUGAGCUAUUUCCAUGAAACUAUAUGGAAGGGUGUCCCUAAAUUCUUACGUCGUGUUGAUACAGCACUGAAGAACAUUGGGAUAAAUGAACGUGUGCCUUAUAAUGCCCCUCUUAUUCAGUUUUCUUCUUGGAUGGGUGGGGAUCGUGACGGCAAUCCUAGAGUUACUCCAGAAGUAACUAGAGAUGUAUGUUUGUUGGCUAGAAUGAUGGCUGCAAACUUGUACUACUCACAGAUCGAGGAUCUGAUGUUCGAGCUGUCUAUGUGGCGCUGCAAUGCUGAACUCCGGAUACGAGCAGAUGUACUAGACCGUUCCUCCAAAAAAGAUGCAAAACACUAUAUAGAGUUCUGGAAGCAAGUACCUCCAAAUGAGCCAUAUCGUGUUAUUCUCAGUGAUGUGAGAGAUAAAUUAUACAACACACGUGAGCGCUCACGCCAUUUACUUUCAAAUGGAUAUUCUGACAUCCCUGAAGAAGCAACUUUCACGAAUAUCGAACAGUUUUUGGAGCCUCUUGAACUCUGCUACCGAUCACUCUGUGACUCUGGUGAUAGACCGAUUGCUGAUGGAAGCCUUCUUGACUUUUUGCGCCAAGUGUCAACCUUUGGCCUGUCGCUUGUCAGACUUGAUAUUAGGCAAGAAUCUGACAGGCAUACUGAUGUUGUUGAUGCUAUUACCAAACAUCUGGGAAUUGGAUCCUACCGUGACUGGCCUGAGAAGCAACGCCAGGAAUGGCUGUUGUCUGAACUUAAUGGAAAACGCCCUUUGUUUGGUCCUGACCUACCCAAGACAGAUGAAGUUGCUGAUGUUUUGGAUACUUUCCAUGUCAUAGCAGAACUUCCUUCUGACAACUUUGGGGCUUACAUCAUAUCAAUGGCUACUGCUCCUUCAGAUGUUUUGGCUGUUGAGUUGUUGCAGCGUGAGUGCCAUGUGAAAGAGCCAUUGAGAGUAGUCCCUUUGUUUGAAAAACUUGCAGAUCUGGAGGCUGCCCCUGCAGCUUUAUCCCGACUUUUCUCGAUAGAAUGGUACAGGAACAGGAUUAAUGGGAAGCAGGAAGUCAUGAUUGGAUAUUCGGAUUCAGGGAAGGAUGCUGGCCGAUUUUCUGCAGCUUGGCAGUUAUAUAAAGCUCAAGAGGAGCUCAUAAAGGUUGCGAAGGAUUAUGGAGUGAAAUUGACGAUGUUUCAUGGGCGAGGGGGAACUGUCGGAAGAGGUGGUGGUCCUACUCAUCUUGCUAUACUAUCUCAGCCACCAGACACGAUCCAUGGAUCUCUUCGAGUUACAGUUCAAGGAGAAGUCAUCGAGCAAUCUUUUGGCGAAGAGCAUUUGUGCUUCCGGACACUCCAACGUUUCACAGCUGCUACUCUUGAACAUGGAAUGCACCCCCCUAUUUCCCCAAAGCCAGAAUGGCGUGCAUUGAUGGAUGAAAUGGCUGUUGUGGCUACCAAGGAAUAUCGAUCCAUUGUCUUCCAGGAACCACGUUUUGUCGAAUAUUUCCGCCUGGCUACACCCGAGCUGGAGUAUGGUAGGAUGAACAUUGGUAGCAGGCCAUCAAAACGAAAGCCCAGUGGGGGCAUCGAAUCAUUACGUGCAAUUCCCUGGAUUUUUGCGUGGACACAAACACGGUUUCACCUACCAGUGUGGCUUGGUUUUGGUGCAGCAUUUAAGCAUGUUAUACAGAAAGAUAUCAAGAAUCUUCAUACUCUUCAAGAGAUGUACAAUGAGUGGCCCUUUUUUAGGGUCACAAUUGAUCUGGUUGAGAUGGUCUUUGCUAAGGGAGAUCCUGGCAUAGCUGCUUUAUAUGACAAACUGUUGGUUUCCCAAGAUUUGUGGAAAUUUGGGGAGCAACUCAGAGCCAACUAUGAAGAGACAAAGCAUCUUCUUCUUCAGGUUGCUGGUCACAAAGAUCUCUUAGAAGGGGAUCCAUAUCUGAAGCAGAGACUACGCCUGCGUGAUGCUUACAUUACAACUCUGAAUGCCUGCCAAGCUUACACUUUGAAGAGGAUCAGGGACCCUUCCUACCAUGUUAAUGUCAGACCUCAUCUCUCCAAGGAGAUAGUGGAAUCCAGCAAGCCAGCUGCAGAACUAGUGAAGCUCAAUCCGAGCAGCGAGUACGCCCCUGGAUUGGAGGACACCCUCAUUUUGACCAUGAAGGGCAUUGCCGCUGGACUGCAGAACACCGGUUAAAUUAUGCAUUCGGGUACCAUAUCAAUAAGGAAUUGCAGAAAACAAUCAUAUUAUGUGAUCAAUUUUUGUCUUGCUGUUUUCUUCAGUCUUUCGAAGAUUAGCGCAAUUGACUGGAACAAUUUCAGCUUUGAUACUUGUCAUAAUUAGCAAGCAAUAAGCCUCCUACAAUAAGAUGAUGGCAAAGUUUAUGUUUCCA